GCUUGCGUGCGUCAUCAUCAUAGUUCACCGGCAUGCCCUACAACGAAGACCGUUCUUGCCUGCUGCGUGGCCCCAAUAUACUCUCUCAUCAUGCGGUCAAAACAGAACCGCUACGACCGAGUCGAUCCGUCCGAACACGCUCUGGACCACUACGAGUAUAUAAGACGUAUCACCUCUUGCACUAAUCUCUACAAGUCUAGCUCUAAUCAUCCUUGUAAUUCAUCAAAGCUCACUCGUCGUUAUCAUCACCGUCGAAAUGUCUCGUCCUCUUCCUAGCCGCACAACUAUCCUCAUCGUCGGUGCGGGGCCUGUUGGCAUCUCGCUGGCUAUCGCGUUAUCAAAGCAGGGCGUGAAUGAUUUUAUCAUUGUUGACAAGCUUGAGCAUACGGCGAAUACGAGCAGGGCAUUUUCGAUCCAUGCUGCUACUAUGGAGGCUCUGGAUACGAUAGGAGUGGCGGACACUCUCGUUAUUCGCUGUACGGCUGCCCACUGUACACACCUCUGCUCUCGGUCGGGAGCUACUCUCUUCACUAUCGACUUCUACGAUGCUCUUCAAAAAUGCUCGAAGUUCCCUUACAGCUAUAUAGUGCCGCAGAACAUCACGGAGGAGGUCCUAACACGGAGGUUGAAUGAGUUAGGCGUGGAGGUGUGGAGGGGUGAGAAAUAUAGGGUCGUCGGAAUGAAGGGGACAAAGGGAAGUGAGGAUACCGCAACAGUAGAGUUCUCGGGCGGCGAGACGGUGGAGGCGAAAUAUAUCAUUGGGGCGGAUGGAGCGAGGAGUGUGAUCCGUCAAAUCUCCGGAAUCUCUUUCAACGAUCCCCGCCCCUCCAAAUCAUCCAGUCAAAUGAUAGUCGCAGAUGUCCACUUCGCACAGCCGCUGCCUUCACUUCUUCCACCUUGUCACGAAAACGAGAUGUGCCUCAUCCCUUCAGCCACUGGCUUCAUGCUCUUCGAGCCGUUCCCGUCAGAGGGCUCUGAUCUCAAAGGUCCCUUGAUUCGUAUCGCCACCGCUAUACCACCCGAGAUGGGCACUCCUCCUGAUCACCCUGACCUCGAAUAUUGGCAGGCCGCCUGGGACAAGUUUGGGCCGUAUAAAGAGUCGAAGAUCGCAGAAAUCGUAACAAGCGCUCGGUUCAGGACACAUUCUGCCGUCGUGGAUCGUUACUUUACGCGUUUUCCAGGCGAUACGGGCAAAAAUGAUGAUGGGGUAAGGAAAGGAGCGGCCGUGUUCUUGAUAGGAGAUGCCGCACACGUACAUCCGCCAGCUGGUGGACAGGGUUUGAAUCUUGGAAUCCGCGAUGCGAUCUACCUUGCACCUGUCCUUGUCUCCCACAUCCGUUCGACCACCGAUGAUGACACGUCACUAUUAGCCUACGCCAACCUGCGCCGACAACGUGCUUUGGUAGUCAUCGGACUCGCCAACGGGAUGUUAGAUAGUGUGUUGCUCGUAGGAGACAAGAUUGUGCAGAUGUUGCCGGAUACGAUGGGGAUCAGAAGGGUAGGAGAGGAAGUGCAGAGGGGUUUAUUGGAGUGGGGCCUUUGGGGCCUUGGGAGGCUUGGGUGGGUGAGGAGAAAGGCGGGGUAUAGUCUGAGCGGAUUAGGGCAUCGGUAAGAUGCAGUGAGCGGGGUAUUGACUGAACACUAGUAGGACGUAGGAGCAUAUUCGUCUUCCAGGGUGUUGUUUUGUGCGAAACCCGAUCAGACGAUAUUUGGGAGCUGGUGGAUGAGUUACUGGUUGAUACUCUCCAGAUACAGGAGCUUUCUUUCUAUGUGUAAUUAAAUUCCAC
Messenger RNA from Stereum hirsutum FP-91666 SS1, 1787 nucleotides. Its product is annotated as FAD/NAD-P-binding domain-containing protein. The record is from RefSeq and is a predicted model, not a curated record. The transcript has 3 exons. Lineage: Eukaryota; Fungi; Basidiomycota; Agaricomycetes; Russulales; Stereaceae. The coding region runs from base 257 to 1612 and encodes 451 amino acids. Gene Ontology annotation, molecular function: FAD binding.